AUGGCAGCCGGCGAGCCUCUACUAAAUGAAUGUUCACCACACGCGCAACAGCGAAAUCUGCUGAAGGACUACUUCGAUGAGAAGGAGCUCAAGUUCCGUCACGUCUCGGCCGAACAGUUCGCCGAUGUGUGGCUUCGCUACGACAGAGACGGAAACGGAUUUAUUGAAGGCGAUGAAAUGCAUCUAUUCUUCUCAGAGCUCCUCGAUGCAAUUGUUCCCGAGGACUUAAAACAGCAUAUGCUUAAUGAAGAAAUUGACCAGUUGAUAGCUGAACUGCGUGAAAGCCUCGACAAAAACGAUGAUGAUCGGAUUGAUAUCUCGGAGCUGGCCCAACUCUUGCCGACAGAGGAGGAGUUCAUUUUCCUCUUUUUUCGUGAACAGUUCGUCCAAUCAAGUGACUUCCUCAAGGAGCUGUUCAAGCACUCACCGAAGGGCAACUUGAUUUCAGAAGACAAGCUCAUCGAAUACACUGAUAAUAUUGACUACGACGACGAGGAUUUGCGUUGUAUCAAGGAUGCCAUCUUAACGGACUGGGAUGCCGAUAAGGAUGGGAAAAUCUACAUAGACGAGUUGAAGAUGAUGCUCCGUGUGCAACGCCAAAUGUCCGAGAAAUGA
This is a messenger RNA of Echinococcus granulosus, 615 nucleotides long. RefSeq names its product Calbindin-32. Gene Ontology annotation, molecular function: calcium ion binding. Gene Ontology annotation, cellular component: synapse; neuron projection; cytosol. Lineage: Eukaryota; Metazoa; Platyhelminthes; Cestoda; Cyclophyllidea; Taeniidae. The record is from RefSeq and is a predicted model, not a curated record. Bases 1 to 615 code for a protein of 204 amino acids. The transcript has 6 exons. Gene Ontology annotation, biological process: regulation of cytosolic calcium ion concentration.